Molecule: messenger RNA, 12387 nt
Organism: Manacus vitellinus (golden-collared manakin)
Lineage: Eukaryota; Metazoa; Chordata; Aves; Passeriformes; Pipridae
Gene: ZNF469
Product: zinc finger protein 469
Exons: 2
Coding region: 1-12387 (4128 amino acids)
Source: RefSeq, a predicted model, not a curated record
AUGACUGGAGAGACCCAGCAUGUUUACACCAUCAGCGAUACUGAGGCUGCCCCCAAAGACCCCGACAAGGACUUUGGCUUUGAAGGCUGUGGGGAGAAGGAUGGGAGGGUGCUUGGCGGGGAGGGCACGUCCCCCUUCCUCGGCCCCAAGGACAAGGAGCCCCACAGCCAGCGGGAAGCCGUGAUCCGGCCCCAGCAAGCAGGGAAGAUCGACUUCAAAUCCCUCCAGUGCAAACCCAAAUUUGGCAAUGACAGCACUUGGGGGGAGGUCAAGGGCAGCCCCCAGUCCCCACUGGGGAAGGGCCGAGCCCGUGAGCGCAGCCGGCGCUCGGGGAAGGGCGAGCGGGGCCACCACCAGCUCUACCGGCUCAGCAUCACCGGCACCCGGCCGAACCCCACCAUCGGCAUCGCAUACCCCCAGCAGAAGGUGACCCCCCAAAAGGAGCCGGAGGUGACUCCCCCCGUGGCCGGCAGCUACCGCUUCCAUGUGCCCAGCAUUCCCCAGCGCGAGGCCGAGCUCCGGCAAGAAGAGCUCAGCUUUGGCCGCUGCUUCCCCGAUGCCGCUGCCGGCCGUACCUCCGCCAACUAUACCUCACAGCCCGGCCCCCUCCUAGGCCCCAAAGGGCAGCCCCCCACUGCCGGCAUCCCCCUCAAGAGCCCCAGCACCCAUGGGCAGCUACAUUACUUAGAGUUUCAGGCAAACAGGACCAAGUCCUGGCCUUCCCCAGAGAAGAGCUUUGCCGGUGCUAGCUACGGGAUCACGGUGCAGAAGCCCAGCUCUUUUUCUGAGGGUGGGAAAGCCAGUGUCCACAGUCUGGGGGCUUUGCCAUGCCAGUACCCCUUCCAGCUGCUGCACGACUCGGGGAAGGAGCCGUACCACGGCGAUGCAGGGAGCCAGGAGUACCUGGACGUGGGGCUCACCAGCAGCCAGCUGGCACACGGUGCCUUCCCCUUCCACUCCUCCUCCAGAGAGUGGCAAGAGGAGACACUGAGCAGUGGCUCCUACGAGAGCGUGUCCCCUGAAGGGAGGCUGUACCUGCCCGUCCCAGCGCCGCCGUCGCCGUUCCUGCACCCGCCGCCACCGCCGGCCCCGCACCACAGCCCGCUGCCCUGCUGCAAAGGCAGGAGCGAGCAUCCCGCCGACCCCAAUGGUGCUCUCUCGUCAUCUGGUGCUAUCGACCAAAACCCAAGCACUUUCCAAGAAAACCAAGCUGUUUUUCCGUCUAGUUUACACUCGCCUAGUAUGCCAAAGCCAGUCGGUAAGAGGCAAGCCUCAGCCAAGGACAGUGUCCCCGGCCCACGGCUGCUGGUCCAGAGCAGCCCUCUGAGAAGGAACAUGCCACCAAACUCUCUGUCCCAAGUGCACUUUCAGAGCAAAGCCUAUUGCAGUUCCCCCGUGGGCAGCACCAGCGCAGGAUCCGUGCCUUUCGAGACAAGCAUUCCCACUACGGCACCCACCCACCCCAGACUUGUGCAAGCUUGGGAAGGUGCCACUAAGGCGUUUUCUCCCAUGGACCAGAAUUCAGCACCUUAUUCAAACCCUGUUGGAAGCCAGUUCUCAUUCGAGUGCCAGUCUGGCCCCGAGCAGAGGCAGCACAGGCAGAAAAAUGCCAGGAUGCCUUGGCAGCAAAUACACCUCCCUUCUGCAAUGCCCGGUGCAAACAGGCUGGAGCUGUCGAGGCAGAUCACCAACCAGAAGCUCCACUUUCCCCUGGGCACAUCAGAAUGGCAGGGGAGUGGGAAAGCCCAGAAAGGGCCCCCCAUAAGUAACUCUCCAGGGUAUCAUGGCAAAAAGCUCUUAUCAGGAGAGAGCCUCGGGGUCCAGAGGGUAGACCCCAGUGUGACGGGCACUUUCUCUUUUGAGAGUGGGAAGGACCCGGGGUCUCCUGUCUGCGACUCAAGAAACAAAGCCAUUUUCUACAGCAUGGGUCAAGCAGGUCCUCCUCCUCCCUCAAGAAGCUCGUCGGGCUCAGCACUGGUCCUGCUGCCAUCAGCCUUGGUGGCUGCCUCCCCUUGCGAGUCCCCACUGCCAUCCCCUGUCCCCAACCCCACCUGUGGCAGCACCUGCUCAUCGCUCUCCCCCAUGUCCAGCAGCCCACUCAACCCUGCCUUCGAAGACAGCCAGAUGUCUGGAGCGCUGACGCCCUCGUCCUUCUUCCAGCACCCCUGCCACCCCAAGGACUCCAACAAAACCUUCCACCCCUCUGAUGUCCUGAGCCCCAACUCACUUCAUUACCCCCCCUCAGACUCCAUCAAGUCCUUCCACUUCCCUCCUGAUGCCCUGAAAGAUGACAACCUCCUGAAAUGCACCCCGGCAAGCCCAUUCCACAAACCCGGCGUGGAGGUGGCCAAAGGAUGCUCGGAUGGACUGGAUGGGGAGCAGCCUCCACCACCGUACUCCUCCCAUCACUUGCUGGCCAGUUCACUCAGCAGUGCCAGCCUGGACCAGCUGGACGUGCUCCUGACCUGCAAACAGUGUGACCAGAACUACAGCAACCUCUCAUCCUUCCUGCAGCACCGCCAGUUCUGCGCCUCCCAUCCCACCCCCCAGGGAGAGGGCAAGGAUGCUCCCCGGGCAGCCGAGGGGCGGAAAGCACUUCCCCAAGAGCCUCCCAAGCCCCCCAGCCUGGGGCUCUCUCCAGACCCGCAGGUGCAUUUGUUGACAUUAAACAAGAGCGAUGACUUCUUGCUGGACGGGGAAGGCAAAAGCGAGGGCAAGGAGGAUGCUCUGAAGGGCAGCCUCUUCAACGGCCUCACUGCCACCUCUCUGCCCCUCACUGCCUCUGACCUGGACAUUGACGACGCCAAGCUGGACAGCCUGAUCACUGAAGCCCUCAACGGCCUGGGGUACCAGUCAGAUAACCCAGAGAUCGACAGCAGCUUCAUAGAUGUGUUUGCUGACGAGGAGCUGACGGGCGUGAAGGCAACCAGCAGUGGGAUGUCCCACAAAGCGAAGGAAGCCCUGGCCUCAGAGAGCAAAUCAAAGCAGGCAGCAGAGGAGAAGGCAGCGGGACAGCCCAAGGCUGGCUAUUCUUAUGAAGAUGGAUGCCCAGUUGGGGAGCAGGGGAAGAGAGGGGCAGGAAAGCAGCACCUUCACAAGGGGAGGGCGGCACGGAGGUUGGCAGCCCAGGAGCCGGAUCCUGGGGCAGAAGGAGUGGAGAGGACAGCAAGGCUGCGGGCAGACAGGAAGAACAGCAUCCCACCAGCCACCACCUCCUCCAAGUCCACCUCCAGCCAAAAACAUCCCAGGAAACUCAGCCAGGAGCCUCCAGCAAAAAGCGAAGUGGGGCCGGUCAUUGCCACCAAGAGCUCCAAGCCACAGUUCUCCAUGAAGGACAUGAAGAAGCGGAAGCCCCGAAGUGGGACAUGGAGCAAGGAGCUCAUUCACAAGAUCGUGCAGCAGAAGAAUAAGCUCCACAAACUGCAGGUGAAGAGCAGCAAGCAGGUCCAGUUCCCUCAGGCCACUGAGGGGCCAAUGCCAGCCACCAAGGAGGGCAGGUUGCAGGAGUAUGACUACGUGUCCGACUCGGAUGAGGAUGGAACAGAGUCCAGCAAGCCCCGGGGGAGGAGGAAGCGUGGCACAAGAUUCAUCAGGAGGAGCAAAUACAGCUUGAGCAAGAAACGCCUGGGGAGAAGUCAGAGAAUCAAAGAGAAAGACCCAGCCUGGAACUACAGCCAGAAAAGGGGCAGUCAGAAAAGAGAAGCACAGGGGGAUGGGGGGGUUCAAAGACAGGAGGGUGCUGAGAAAGAGGAUUGUGCUGCCCGAAUCCGAAGACGGAGCAGCCAGUCAUCUACCGGCAGCAACCACAGUGGUGGUGAGCCCAGAGAGAUGGGCACCAGCCCACCCCGUGCUGAAGGGACCAGUGAGAAGGGUGGCACCCAGAGGAGGAGGCGCUCAGGCAGCCCAGCAUGUGUGCCAGGGACUCCACUCAGCCUUCCCAAGGACAGGAACCCAAAGGUGAGCCAGAAGAGCAAAGAGGACAUUUCCAGGUGGAGCAGGCGGUUUGGCACAGCCAAACCUUUGCUGGCAGGCUCCAGGACACAUCUGAGUCCUGAACCAGAUGUUGCUGUGACGGACUGUGCAAAGGUGGAGCCAUUUUCACAGCCUCAGGAAAGGCAGCUGCCCAUCAUGGCCACCUCAGGCAAGAGCCCCAUUGGGAUCUCCUGUAAGGAAGAGCCCAAAGGAGCAGCAAAGCUCACAGGCGAGGCAGAAGAACCCACCCUGGAGGCUCAGAACUCACCCAGUCUGACCAUGGUCAACCAGAGGCAUCCGUUCACCCCUUUCACGAGUGAAGGGCUGAAGUACCACCCAGAAGAGAUAACUGCUCCAUCCCACAGCAGCAACGAAGCAAGUCCUGGCCAUGUGAGUGCCACCUGCUCAGAAGCGGGAAUCAAGCACUUGAAGGGACAUGGGCUCUGUGACAGCCAGAAGGACUAUCCCCCUCCGGCCCCCACGUUUGGGGGGGAUGCAGUGGGAAUGAUGCUCAGUGCCAAGGCGCCUGAUCCAUUCAGCAGCAGUGACAAUGCAUUUUUUGAUCCAAAAGGCCUUCCUGGUCACUACAAUGACAGCCUCUUCCCAAAGCCCCCAGCCUUGGGCUCCUCACACAUGGACGACAUGUACUUGUGCCAGGAUGACAUCAACAACAGCUCCUUCGAGCAGAAGCACUCCACUAUCUCCCCUUAUGCCACAGAAAUUCCACAGGGCAAGGUGUCCUCCCCUCUCAGCUUUGAUUCCUCUUCAAUAUUUGGAGAGCUUCCUGUCACUGAGUUCGACCCGCCGCUAUACGAGAGUGUUUCUGCCAGCAAGGAUGGAUAUGUGACAACAUUCAUCUCUCCCGGGAAUCCCCCCCGCAAGCCACUGCCCUUUGAGCAACCAUAUCCACCCUUCAUGCCAGAGAAAGACUGGUCCCUGAUGGAGGAAGUGGCUCCAAUGUUGCCAGAGGACAUGACUCAGUUCCACAACCUCUCAGUGGAGAAGCCACUAGCCAAGAAAUUCCCCGAGGAAGGACCUGUCCCCACCAGCCAGCUCUCCCUGCCACUGCCGGACAGGAUAAUGGAUUAUAACGUGACUUUUAUAAACAACAUAUCAGAUGAUGAGCUGGAGAUCAAGCGAUUAGUCACAGAGCUGGAAAGCCAACUGCAAACCAGCAAGUUGGGUAACGAGGCAUCCAUCAGCCUCCAGAAACCUGAGCAGCAUCUGCAAGGACAGGAGGCUGAGAGGUUCCCACCACUGCCAGGUGAGCAAGAGGCAGGCCAGGAGAAAGGACUGUUUUUGGCAGAUGAUCUGAGCAGAUCAAGCCUCUGUGCUGGGGAGAGGCUGGGAGGUGAGAAGCUGGGCGUCACAACUGCCCAUGAGGACUAUGAGAGACCCAGGGAGCCCUGGCCCUGCCCAGUGGAGCUGGGCUCGCUGGAGGCCGAGAUGUGUAUUCCAGCCCCACUCACCACAAACCAUUUCUGCUCCAAAGACAGCAGUGAGCAGCUCCAGGGAACUGCAUCUGCUGAGGAAAGAGAUCCCGGAAAGCUGGAAAAUGGGUCAUCUUCCAAAAGUCUACAAGGCUCAAGCACAACAGACCACACAGAGGUUCCUGUCUACUCAGACCCCGUGACAAAAAGCUCUCCUAUUGUCACCGACUCCAUGUUCCCAAAGACGGUGGAGGCAGCAGAAGCAGCCAAAGAUCCUGUGCCAUCCCUGCCAUGCCAGCGCAGUGCUGAGAGCUUACCUGUGCCAGGGAAAGCAGACACUGAUGCUGCAGAGCUGGAGAAGUUUGAUGCCCAUCUUCCAAACCGUAAACCUGAAUUUGGCUUCCAUCAGGGUCCCACCCCAGCCUUGGAUCUCGCCUUUUCACCUCACAUCAAAGAGGUCCCAGAUACAGAAGAAAGAGCCUUAAGCCCCACUGAGUCACCCAAAAUGGUGCAAAGUGCCGUGGACUUCAAAGAGGGUGGUAGUGGGUCUGUGUUGGUAGAGGAAACAGAGGAGAGGAAGAGUCCAACCCCUGGACUCAAUGACAAAGCCAGCAAGCCAAAAGUGCUGCUGUUUGAUAUGCUGAGUCUGCCCAAGGAAAGCGACCGUGACUCCCGGGAGAUGUUGGCAUCUCAGGAUACAUCUGCCAACCCUCUGCAGCAGCUCCAGCUCUUUGUUGCCCGAACGGUGAAGAACAAUGAAGAGGAGUUGCUGAUGCCAUGCUUCCCCAUGCUGCUGGCUCCCAACCACCCCUCUGCCACUGCCUGCAUCCAGCCAGACCAGAAGGAGGAGAGCAGUGAUGCCUUGGAAGGGGAAAAUCGGACAUACUGCCCUGCCCAUGGGGAGGGGGUAAUCCCCAUGGGAAGCAACACAGAAAAUAUUGCUGCCCCAGGGGCAGAGGCUGUGCUUUUCUCCAGUGGUUGUGAGCAGCUGGAGUCAUUGGGUGCAGUGGGCUCUUUCCAUGCAAAACAAUCCACAUCUGCGAAGCCGGAGCUGCAAAAUGAUGUAACGGAGCUGCAGCACUUAGCAAAUGAACCCGCGGAGCCGAGUGACAUUAAUAUCCCUGCAGAUGGUGUUUCCCAAGAGCAUAAUGACCUCUCGCCACUCAAAAACACGGCGGUGACCCCACUGCCAGGGCAAGGAAGGAAAGCUGAUCAGCUCAUGGAAGAGCAGGAGGAAGAUAAAAACAACACGACCUUGGCAUUUACGAAAUAUGAGCAAUCCCAUUUUAGCCAUAGUUCGCUCAAGGAAGAAACACUGGGUAGCGCAGUGGGAGAGAGGCUGGAAAGGAAUCAGGUGGGGAAGGGGCCACAGCACCUGUACAGUGCUCCCACGAGUUCCAUCAGCACCCCUGCUCCCUCCGAGGAGGAUCUCCACCAGAAUCACCAUGUGGUGACCGAGAUGAAAGUUGGGACAGUGAAUGCAAAGGCUCCCAGAGAAGGGGAUGGCAAGUCAUCCCUCAAUGGCUGUUAUCACACAGGUGAAUCUCCAACCAGCCUGCUCUUGCCAACCCAAUUUUCUGACCCCAAAUGCUUGGAAAGCAGUGGGGCCAAGGGAGGAGAGGUCCCCAGCUUCAUCACUCGAGUCUCAGAUGAGAAGAAUGCCUUGGAGAUGGAUGCUCACCAGGAACCUCAUGGAAGGGACUGUUCUCUUCCCUGUUCGCCACCUUUCAACCAAAAGAAUGUUGGGAAAGAGGUACCUGAAAAUGCCAGUACUGUGUUGUCAAAUUUUAAAGAAAACCAACCAUGCACCAUCACAGACAUGGUCAUUAAGUCCACUCCUUCAGAAACCCAAGAUCACUCAACCCAGCCCCCAGCAGAUCUUCUGCCCAUCAGAGAAAGAGAGGUCAACCUGAAUCAAGAGAAUAAGCUUGAAAGCUGCUCCGAUGAGGGAAAUAAGCAUCAAAGCGAACAAGAGACUUUGUCCAAUGGUUUUGCUGUUCAGGAAGUGACAGUUGCUGUCAGCAGAAGUUUCACAAGGGUUGAAGAUCUUGGUCCUGCUGAAUUAAAUGGCCAUGAGUUUUCAGAGGCAGCAGAAGUGAGACUUGGUGUUUCCAAAACCACAGGGAGUGAAGGAAAGAGUUUAAAAGGGGAGAAAUCCAAUAGGCAUGGGGCUGGAGAAGAUGGGUGUUGUGUGUUAAACAGUGUGGACCAAGGAGAGAACAACACACCCAACAGUACUCCAAACCCUUUAAAAAAUGAACUUCACAAAGGAAAAAAGCCAAGUGGGCUCCCAGUGACCUGUGACCUUUGUUCAGCCACUUUCCGGUCUAAGCCUGGCCUGACCAGACACAAAGCUGUCAAACACCAGGUGAAGAAUGGGGGUGUGCCACAGCCCAGCAAGACUCCCCGGUCCCCUUCAAUUCCUGCAGACGAGAUAUUGAAAGCAGCCCAAAAGGUACCCAGAAGGAGUGUGAAGGCUUCGGUCAAAGGUAAAACCUGCAGCUCACAGGUGCCAAUGAGUGUCGAACACGUCCCCAAGAAGAUACUGCCAGACCUGGAGAAAGAGCCCAGCACACAGAUGCAAGAGGUGGUCAGCAGAGUGCUCAGUGACCUCAGUGUGAUCUCCCUUGAGAUGUCCCAGGAACUGCACUGCACACAUGUUCUGCAGAGGGAAAUGAAGGCAAAGGGACUGCACUCUGAGGUGAGGGGAUUGGGAGAGGUGGUAUCUGGGAAGCUGGACUCAGGAUGGCAAGUCAGGAAGGAAGAAAAGGGCAGAAGGAGCCAAAGCAAAGAUCCUGAAGAGGAGAAUGGCAGUUCUGAGAAGCAGCUGAACAGGAAAGUGAGACGAAGGAAAACAAAGAUGUUUCCCAGCAGAAAUGAACCCAAUGAUCCUUGUGAGCUGGAGAAGAGCAUAGGUCCUUCCCCUGCCAGCUGCAGUCUGCCCAGGAUCAGGGAGGGCUUGCAUGAGCCAGGUGGUUGCAUCUCCACAGAGGAGCAGAACGGGACCCAGCACUCCCAAAAAGCCAAACAGUCCCCUUGUGAGGCCCAGCUUGCAGAAGACCUGGGCAACAGGGUGGUGUCUUCAAAGGAGAUGGUCAGCAAGGAGUCAGCAAUGGACACAGUCACCUACUCUGGGGAGGUGGAAGAUCCAAAUGGAGUGGAAGAUACACAGACUUGCAAAAACUGGGUUAGUGGGUUUGUGAAGCAAGUGACAAAGGGGUUGGGCAAAGUAAGCAAAGAGCAGCAUCGUGGUGCUGAUGAGGCAGAGGAGAUGCAUGCUGGGACAGGACACAGCCCUGCAGCAGGCAGUGACACUGGGAACUGGAGUGGUGCCCCACAGGGUCCCACAGCUCCUGCUGAAGGGGCUCUGCCACUGGACACACAUGAUUUGGGAAUGACCCAAAAGGUUCCCAGACAAGGCACUCUGCAGACCAGCCCUCCUCCUGCAGAGCCAAAGCGAUGGGCGAAGGCAGAGGUGCCCCCAGGCAGAGAGCACUGCAUGGAGAGCGUGGCCACCUCAGACCUCCAGAGCUUUUUCGACGAUGACUCCACAUUCUCCCAGUUGUUCCCCCGGGAUGACCAGUUUGUCCGGAGGAAGUGCACGCGGGUGUAUGGGAAGCGUAGCAAGAAACCCAAGCCCGUCACCGAAGUCAACCUUCAGGCAACGGGUGCCAUCAACCUCUUCACCAUCCAGUUGGCUUCUGACCUCAGCGAAACCAGCUCUUUCUGUGUCACCAGGGAGUCCCCUUGUGAAUACGAGACCAUCUCUGUUGACGACGCCUUAAUGCUAAACAUGUGUCAUGGCAGCAAGGCGAAGAGCGGAGAUGCUGCUCCAAACGGAUCUAAAAGCAUUGAGCUGAGGUUGGACCACGAGGUGACUGACCAAGGGAAGGAGGACAUUGACUUAGAAGACAACAUGCUCACCUUCUUGUGCCAAAACAGCCAAGUGGACAAUGUCCCCAGCUUGAACAUCUGGGGGAGUCUAGAGAAGGAGGGAGAAAGUCUCUCUGCUGAGGACAUGUUUGAGCCUCUGAUGGACCUUGAGGAUGAGCACUCGCUCAGAGAAGCGAGCUCCGAGCCCCCUGACCUGGCAGAGGAGCCCUAUGAUGGUAAGGAUAACGAGGAUUCGGACUCUCCUGAAUUUCAUACCAUCGACAUCGAGAUGCUGAAUGCCAAGCUCAAAAUGAGAGACAUGUGCUUCUUUGGCCCUUGUGAAGAUCUUCCUGGCCAUGGGGAGGACAGCACUGUGAGUUUGAAGCCAAAGUCAGGCAAGCACAGGAGCAAGCUGGAAGAUGGGAAAUUGGGGAAAAACCGCGGUGAGAUAACCAUCAAGACCAAAGACAAGCAGUACAAAUGCAAAGUCUGCUUCCAGUGGUUCCUGACAUUAGGGGAGCUGGACUUCCACAAGCUCUCCCACAACCCUUCCCCUCCACCUACCUGCUACAUGUGUGUCCAGCGCAAAUUCAGCUCCCGGGAGCAGCUGAGGGACCACCUGAAGGAGAAGCAUGCCAAGAACAAAGCUGGGCUGUGGGCGUGCGGGAUGUGCCUGAAGGAGAUCUCUGACGUCUGGAUGUACAACGAGCAUCUCCGGGAACACGCCACUCAGUUUGCCCGCAAGGGGCAGGCGCAGAAGUCAGUGAUGGGCCUGCCAGCCUGCUUUGGUGAGGACAAUGCUGCCGUCACCCACUUCCUCAACACCAUCAUGUAUCGGAAGCCCAACAGGUCCUCCCGGCACGCCGACCCCGGCAGCAGGCACGUAGUCACCAGAGAGAGCAAGAGCCCCAAGGAGCUGCCUCUCGAGCAGGAGGCCAAGGCGAUGAAAGACCCCUUGGAAAGCAACGUCAAGGUGAAGCCACCUGCUCCCAGCUCCUCUAAAGCAUCUGCCAGCCCCUCUCCAGAGCACAUGGCAAAAAGCGAAGGCACUCCAAAGUCUGUCCCCAUGCACCCAGACUGCAAAGAUCCUUCCAGGGACUGCCAUCACUGUGGCAAACAGUUUCCCAAGCCCUUCAAGCUCCAGCGGCACUUGGUUGUGCACAGUUUGCAGAAGAUUUACUUGUGCCACAGGUGUCCCAUGUUCUACCAGGAAACCAAAGAGCUCCGAAACCACCUGAGCCAGGAGCAUGGUGUAGUGGAGGAACAGGAGAUCAAGCACACCACCCUGUACACCUGUGAGCUCUGUGCCGAUGUCAUGCACGUUAUCAAGAAGUCCUUCAUCUGCAGCAUGUGCAACUACACCUUCUCCAAGAAGGAGCAGUACGACCGGCACAUGGAGAAGCACCUGGCAGGAAGCAACAAGACUUUCAAGUUCAGAGGGGUCAUGAGGCCUGGCACUGCCUCCAGGGAGGGCAGGGAGAAGGAGAAAGAGGACGGAUGUCUCCAGGAGGCCAUGCCUCCAAGCAAGAAGAGGAAGGUUACUCACCACAGCAGCUCACUCCCAUGCAGGUCACCGGUCCACCUGCACCACACGAGUGACCUUCAGCUGGUAGAAGCUGCAAGCCCCAGUCUGCAGAAUCCCACUGACUCCUUCCCAACAGCACCUGGUGAUCCAGGAGCACCCCAAACCUCCGUGAAAACAGAAGACUUGGUGGGUGACUUCUCCGACCUCCUGGCAGAGAUGGAGAAGUCCCCAUUUGACACCCUACCACCACCCCCCUGCCUCUCCCCAUCUCUGCCUCAAGCUGCCGCAGGCAGCCCGGAGCUCAGCCACAUUGCUGGCCUGGCUAUCGAGGAGCUGGAGAAAGGAGCAUUUGAUGGGAAACCACUUCCUUUCUUGGACUCACCCGAGUUUACCAUGGACCUUGCUGGGCUGGCUUGUAACCAGGCCACAGACCAAAAACUCUCUCCUCCACACCUGACCGAGAAACGUGGCUGCGCUGAUGCACAUAAAAGAACAGGCAACAAAGAUGAAUAUAGAGCGUAUGUCAUGGAAAAUCCCAGUACAGGCACCAAUGCCAUGGAUGAGAUCCCAUUUCUCCAGCUCUCCAAGAAGGUCCCAGAGCUUCCUUCCCCUCAGGCAGAGUCUCCAACAGCCAAGGAGACCCUCAGAUGGAGCAACCUCAGUUCCAGCGAUGUCUCUGCUUGGGAAGGUGCAUCUGAGGCCAUGUCUCCAGAAGCUCCCCACCACCCCCUGCCCCUGAAGGACAAGUCAGCAUCACCCACACUCAACAGGUCCACCAAAGAUUCAGCCCCACCAAAGAAGACCACAGGUAGCCAGCCUGGCAAUGAGGCUGUUCUGGGUGUGGGCAGCCCCAACGGUAGCACCGAGGAGGGUCAGCAACCCAUCUCCGGAAGGGAUAAAUCCAUGCCUGAGGCUAAGGAUGGUAUCACUAACGCCAAAGACCAAGGUGGUAACCCAGGUAAAUCCACCAGCCAUCAGCCCAGAGGUGAAAUGGCCACCAACGCCACAAAGCACAGCCAUGUGGAGCCAAACAAAGCCACUGGCAAGCUUCACCCCAAGAGGAGGAAAGAACACAAAUCCUUGAGCCACCGGAGCAGCUCUGGCUCCCGGGAGAACAUGGAGGGAGAUGGGAAGAAGAAAAAAGCCCGGACACCGUGCCCGGUGAGGAGCGAGAGCACCGUCGAGCUCAAACGCGCCAGCUGGAGCAACGCUGAGGCCUCCACCCUCUCCCCGGGGAGGAGGGAGACGCACUGCAACAAACUGGUAUCCAAACCCAAAACGGGCCCCCAGCUGAAGAAGAUGGUCCUGGACACUUACAACCAGAAGAAAGGGGAGCUCCGUCACGCCAACGGGGACGUGAAACGCAGGAAGGCCAUUCUGGGCAAGAGCCUCCACCAAGUGUUGGCCAAGGGGCCGACGCCGUCCCCACGCGGCACCUUGCACAGCCCGCGCGCUGCCCGCGGGGCCAAGCCGGCCGGCGCCGCCAGCUACCGCACCGCCGAGUCCCAGAACAACCUGCUCAGCCAACUCUUUGGGCAAAAAUUAACUAGCUUCAAAAUUCCUUUAAGAAGAGAUACUUCAGAAUAA